Clonostachys rhizophaga is the source of this 579-nucleotide messenger RNA. NCBI's taxonomy places the organism in Eukaryota, Fungi, Ascomycota, Sordariomycetes, Hypocreales, Bionectriaceae. The record is from the annotation of a GenBank genome assembly.
AUGGGCCAGCAAGAACAACACACAUCAAUGAAGCACUCGACAGCGACACAAGCGAAUGACGAAAUGGUAUCCUCAGUUUGGGGGCAGACACCCAACCAUCUCUCCCGAAGACGUAAACAACUAGCCCUUACUACUAUCACCACUCUUGCACUCUGUCUGGUUUGGAGAGUUUCAGAUAAUGCCAAUGGUAAUCAUCUAGCCUCGACCUUGGCUACGUUGAACUGCGUCUUCUGGAACGGCAUUCUCAUCUCCAAGAAAAUUUGGCUAUUCAUGCUACCAAUGUCAAACUCCUUGGGCGAGCCAACCCAUCAUGGUGAAGACACUACUUCAUGGCCUGAGGAAACCUCCGACUACCAAUCCAUCCUAGUAGGCGAGAGGGGAGCGAAUAGAAUCCUGCAACGACACUAUCACACGCAACUCGGCAUUACCAAUGCUUACAACAACAUGGAAAAUGGCGUGAUGAGAUCCGAUCUCCUAGGAGACCUUGCCCUCAGCGUUGAGGGUGGGAUGCAUGCAGAUACGGACACAUUCGCUCUCAAAGCCAUCGAUGAUCGGUUACCUCUCGAGCAUCGGGACUAA